UAGAAUAGGAGGAAUAUCGCAUUAUUUCAUAUUAUUGCGUAGGACGCGCACUGCUCCGGAUCGCGUCUUGGAAAGAAAGUUUCACUUGUCCCGUGUGAAUCUAGGUGUCCGUGAUUAUAUACAGACGAUAUUACAAGCAAAGCGGCAAGAUGAAAAAGGAACACAUCGACGACGUUCAACCACGGACUGUCGAUGAGCAUUUCAAGUUACUGCUUGAAGAUAAGACUAUAUUAGAUUAUGAAAUGAAGGAUAUGACCCCAGAUGAUCUUCCAGAUUGGUAUAAUGAAAACUUCUUCAGAGAAGGACAAAAUUACUACAGGCGAAACUUUAUGGCAAUAACGAUGGCUAGCUUCGUGGGAGUUCUUGCAUCAAUAUCGCUCCCACAAACAUUAAAGAUCCUCGUGUACACAAAUAAAAGCAGUAAUCCUUGCGUGGCUUUCAGCAGAUACAUUCAGACUGUGCUACACAUAUACAACUUGCACACAUGCGAUCCAAGUGACCCAGAUUCGAACUGGUACAAGACGAUAAACGUGAUUCGCUGGAAACACAACUCGAGCAGCAAGAGAGCGCAGAAUGCCAAAAUUGGAGGAAUUUAUCAGAAAGAUAUGGCAUUCACGCAGUUCUCUUUCAUAGGAUAUAUCCUCACCAUGGCUGAAACUUUCGGGAUACGCAGUACACCAGAAGAGGAAGAAGCAUUUGUUCACAUGUGGCGUGUGAUAGGCUACAUGCUAGGGAUUCCUGAUCGAUUAAACAUAUGUCGUAAGACUGCAGGAGAUACUCGUGAGCUCUGUCUAAAAAUUAUUAACAUUUUCGCGCAUCACUUGACUGAAGCUCCAUCCUCCUUUUAUCAAAUAGCGUCGACUCUGUUAGAGGCAUUGUGGAACCUUAAUGUGUCUUUGAAUAAAGAUGCUGUAAUGGCAUUUACCUAUAGGGUACAUGGCAGUGAAUAUAAGCAGCCGCUUGGAUGGUACAGUCGGUUAAUCGUGACGUAUUAUGACGUCACAUUUUAUCUGUUUCUUGUACCAUAUAUUGGAGAAGUAGUAAGAAUUUACACUAACUAUAUGCUUAUAUUUGGAAUAUGGCUAGUGCAGAAAAUGCCCCUUUACGCACGAUUAGUGUACGGAAAAAAGCAUUCCCAACUCAUUAUGUAUCCAAAAUAUAAAUAAAGUCUAUUUUGUUUAGUAAAA
Ooceraea biroi (clonal raider ant) is the source of this 1187-nucleotide messenger RNA. RefSeq lists its product as uncharacterized. Gene Ontology annotation, molecular function: oxidoreductase activity. NCBI's taxonomy places the organism in Eukaryota, Metazoa, Arthropoda, Insecta, Hymenoptera, Formicidae. The record is from RefSeq and is a predicted model, not a curated record.